CAAAUGAGCAGAGAGAGAGAGAGAGCACAAGCUCAGUGGGGGCAGGGAGAGAGAGAGAACUGGAUAAUGAGAUUGAGGGAGUGAGAGUGAGGAGGAGAGAGAAACAGACAGAGAGAGGCAGAGUUGGGGUACACCUGACCUUAAGAAGGGAGGGGAGCUUCUCUGCACACACACACGCACGCACACACACACACACACACACACAGACACACACACACACACACCCAGACACAGUGCUAGCAGGCAGAGGCAGCGAGCCAGUCAACAGAGAGACUGCCGAACAGCAGCCAUGGCAGACGCCGACUCUCUGAGCGAGGCACUAAAGGCUAUCAGUGUGAGUACAGAGUUAAUUGUGGAGGAGCUCAAGCCUCAUUUGGACACACUGCUGGCUUCUCUACUGGAAAAGAAGAAAGAUGCGGCCAUUGCGAUUGUGAGUAGUGGGAUUCUCCCGACACUGGCCCAGGCCUUACGGAGUAAGAACAGCCUGAGCUGCCAGGUGGCUCUGAUGGUGGCGGAGAUGGCCCGAGAAGCUGCAGUCAGGGAGCCGUGCAUCGAGGCAGGCCUGGUGAAGGCACUGGUUCCCCAUCUGAACAGCAGUGACCAGGAGAUGCUGCUGAACACCGGCAGAGCCAUCGGACGCAUCUGCUUUGACAACUCGUACCAACAGGACCUGUUAGUCCAGAGCGGCGUAAUACCCAGACUGGUGUCCAUAAUGAAGACGUAUCCAGGCAACGACCCCCUGGUUAACGUCUGCCUGCUGGCCCUCUGUAACCUGGCUGACAUGGACUCGGCGAGAGAAGCCCUGGCAGAUGUGGAUGUGGCAGAUGUCCUGACGUUUCAGCUGAAACGGGCUCCCGAUGCGGAGCGACGACACGUCAUCCUGGAAAUACUGGGUGCACUGGGCGAGAGUGAUACACUGAAGCUGCAAUUUGCAGAGUCAGGGGUACCAGAGGCUCUAUCGGAGAUGAUUCGGGGCCUGCAGGGAGGUUGUGACCCCCACGACCUCUGCAGCAUCAAGAUCGCCUCCAACCUAAUAGUGUCCCUGCUUUUAGGAGAUGAGUCUAUGCAGAAGUGUUUUGGUGAGGGAUCAGGUCUGGUGUAUCAGGAUGUUCUGUCCUGGCUCCAGAGCACCAACACUCAGCUGCAGUUGUCCGGAGCCUUGGCCAUCGCCAACUUCGCCAGGAACGACAGUAAUUGCGUGAAGAUGCUGGACCUUGGGGUGGUUCCUCACAUCCUGACCUUGUUGGAGCAACACGUCGACGAGGGAGAUGUGUCUGUUCAACACGCCGGUCUGAGUGCGCUGAGGAACCUGGCCAUUCCUGCCACUAACAAAGUGCGGAUGCUGGAGGACGGGGUGACUGAGAGGAUUAAGGGCCUGCUGCGCUCUGACAUGCCCCCGGUUCAGUUCAAACUGCUGGGUACACUACGCAUGAUGGUGGAUGGACAUGAGGAGGCCGCCUUGGUGCUGGGGAGAGAUGCUGUGCUGCUGGCUCGGAUCAUGGAAUGGUGUGAAGCCAAAGAUCACGCAGGAGUCCGAGGAGAAGCGAGCCGCCUGCUGGCUGCCCUCAUCAGGCACAGCCGCAGCACAGAAGUCGUCCAUGCUGUUGCCAAAGCAGAUGGGGUUCGGCACCUUAUCUCCAUGGCGACGAGUGAGCACGUCAUCAUGCAGAACGAGGCCCUGGUUGCCCUGGCAAUAGCAUCUGCCAUUGACCUUGAGUGUGUGAAGGGUCCAUUUGGGGAGGCGGAGCUGUUGUCCAUGCUCAAGAAGAUGUUGGAGGAUCCCGUGGGGGCGGUCGAAGUCAAGUUCAGCGCUUUAGGGCUCGUCUGCAGCCUGGCCAACUCCAGUGUGAUGAAGGAGGAGUUGAACUCUGUGAACAUGAAGCAAAGCCUGAGCAAACUGACAGACCAUAGCAGCAGUAAACUCGCCUCACAGGCCAGUUCCCUACUGGCCAUUCUCGGUGACACCAGCUAAACCAGCACACUGCGGCAAACAAAGGGUCUCAUCUGCUGUAUGGAUUUAUCCGGCUUAUUCAAUCACAUACUUCAAAAAUGAUCUCACUGCACAGGUGUUGCUAAAUAUCGAUUUGGCUUCUAAAAAAAAGUCAGCUUUUUUGUUUAUUGCAAUAAUAUCCUGUGUGCCCAAUAGCGGCCCCCAGUGGCUGCAGUGUUCACAGGAGGAAUAAACAUACUGUCAGAUUUUCCAGUUUUUAAACUAUGAACACAAGUAGGACUAAAAUUUCAAUGUUUGAUGUGAGUGUUGGGCUAAACAAAAUGCCAUGAGGCCAUUCAAACCAAAGUGGUUCAUUCGGGUGGGAGCAUAGAUAGUAACCUGUUUAUCAUCAUCAUCAUCAUCAUCAUCAUCAUCAUCAUCAUCAUCAUUUCUUGUAAACAAAUGUACAGUAAAUGUUUCACUAGUGGUGGCAGAAGAGGGAAUCACAAAAUCUUCGAUAGUCCUACAAGAUUCAGAAAUGUACAAAGAAAUAUGUUGAAAAUAUUUGAACAAAGAAACAGCACAGACUUUUCUUUUUCUAUAUCUAUACAUUUACUUCAGAGCUUUCAGCAACAUCCCAUGGCCUUCAUCAGUGGGUGGAGUUUGAAUAUUGUUUUUGUUUUUUAUCAAUGACAAAAAGAACUUAAAUAAAGAAAACCUCAUUGGCUGUGACUGAAUCCAAGUAGUCAACCGCUCCUGCAAUUGACUGUUUGACUUAAUAUAUCUUUCAAUUAUUUUUUGAAUUAUAAUGACUCCAGUCACAGAUAAGAUCACUGGCUACGGUCGUUGGUAUGAAAGGGGAUGCGCAGUGCUUUGGGCUUGUUUUCACAGUUUAUCAGUGGUGCCAAAUUGACAUUUAACACUGAGGAUUAAUUUUCACAAGCUGGUCAAGAUGACCAAAGACUUGCAUCGCCAGAAUCUUAAACACGCUACUCAUCAUCCACCAUCCAAGCACUUUAAAAGCAGAGCGUCCUUGUCUGUAUAUCGCCCCGGGCAUCCCGAAGAGGCGAGUCCAACAAACCUCCUAAUGGAGCCACAUUAACAAGCAAUAAAUCUGCAUGGCAUGAUCUAUACUGUGGUCCUUAAACCUUUAUGGUGAACUGGAUUUCCCACACUUUGUCUCAUUGAACAGAUCUAGUAAUAACGUCAAGCUCUCAUUCUGUACCGCAGCCAUAGUGUUGUCUCCCAGUUGAAAGUCUCUUUGGGCUAAAAGCGUCUGCCAAAUGAGUAAAUGUAAAUGUAAAUGUUUUGGUUUUCUCCCUCAUAGCGUCCUGAUCUCCUUCAAUACACAUUGUAUUGUAUAUAACUUACAUGCAUCUAUAUGAGUGCUUGAAUCGUGUUACUGUGCUAGCAAGUGUGGAUAAAAACUUUAAACACAAGUAAGAAAAAAUUCUUCAAAAUUAUGUUUGUCGCAAGCAUUUGGAUCACUACAGGAAAAUUAUUUUUAUUGUGGUCCGAAUGUGAUGAGGAUUUUCGACAUUCACAAGCACAUCUUGACAAAGAGUAACAUAUGGUGGAUUGACUGCGAGCGGUGAUGUAGAAAUGUGCUUCUUUCAUGAUAUACAGUUGGUUGUGGUUGCAAAUGCAACAGGGCACACAAAGGACAAUCAAACAAAGAUGAAUAUCUGUCAAUGGACAUAAGGCAACAGGUUUACUGUAAUGUUUCAUGUAAUAUCUGUAUUGACAUUAACUCUGUAUACAUGACUAGAUAUCAUUUAACAUUUGUGAACAAAUCUGUAUAUUUUUCAGGAAGGGCAUUUUGACAUUUAACAGGGGCUUUGUUCUUGAGAGAGUGGGAAUAUAGUUAGGCAAUGUC
Messenger RNA from Scophthalmus maximus (turbot), 3806 nucleotides. Its product is annotated as rap1 GTPase-GDP dissociation stimulator 1. The record is from RefSeq and is a predicted model, not a curated record. Bases 290 to 1972 code for a protein of 560 amino acids. NCBI's taxonomy places the organism in Eukaryota, Metazoa, Chordata, Actinopteri, Pleuronectiformes, Scophthalmidae. The transcript is spliced from 14 exons. Gene Ontology annotation, biological process: positive regulation of GTPase activity. Gene Ontology annotation, cellular component: cytosol. Gene Ontology annotation, molecular function: guanyl-nucleotide exchange factor activity; protein binding.